AUAUUACCACAUACAGAGUCACGCGACAUCUUCGAAAACCCGAGAAGGAAAACAAAAAUUAGGAAACGAAUCCAAAGAAGGGAAAGAAAUAAAAAUGAAAUUCAUAGAAUAGCUUAGGGUUUGACUGAACGCACCAGAGAGUGCGAACCCCAAAGCCGAAUAACACCCGAUUCCGGCAACUUCGGACCUCUCCGGCACGCCGAUCGCUUCAUUGGUUGAACCAUUUGCCUCACGCCAAACAUCCGCGGAGGUCCACUUCGUGUUAGCAGCGGAAACAUCUGGUUUAGAGAGAGAAAGCUGUCGAAUCUAGAGAGAAAGUGUGGGGGGAGAGGGAGGGAGUGUUGGGGUUUUUGAACGUUAGGAUCGUGGGACAAAAUAGGUGUUCUUUACUUUUGAAAGGGGUUGGGAUGGGUUGAUUUGGGUGUUUUUGAUCUUGGGUUUUUGUCUUUUUCGUUUUUUUUUUUUUUGGUUUUUGUUUUUUGUGCAUGCAAUCUGGGGGUGGGCCGCAGCAAGGCCGCGGGGCCGCCGGAGGUGGCGUCGGCGGUGGAGCCCCUGGUCGGAGUCCGGGUUCGUCGGCAUCACCGUCUUCUUCGUCAUCUGCAGUGUCAACGCCGCACUUUGGAUUUGAUUCGAUGCAGCAGCAACAGCAUCAGCGGCAGCAGCAGCAGAUUGGGUCUAGGCAGUCAUUACAGCAACAAUUACUAAGAAAACCAGAAGGAAAUGAAGCUCUUCUAGCAGCAUAUCAAGCUGGUGGUCUCUCUGGAAUCAUGGGAGGAAGCAAUUUUGCUUCGUCUUCUGGCUCCAUUCAAAUGCCUCAACAGCCCAGAAAAUUUAUUGAUUUGGCUCAACAACAUGGUUCCUCUCACAUCCGAGAUGAGGGACAGAAUAAGAAUCAAGGCGUUGAGCCACAAAUGCUUAAUCCAGUUCAUCAAGCCUAUUUGCAAUUCGCUUUACAGGCUGCCCAGCAGAAGUCAGCCAUGGGAAUGCAAUCACAGCAGCAAGAUAAAAUGGGAUUAGUGGGCCCUUCAUCUGGGAAGGACCCGGACAUGCGGAUGGGAAACCCAAAAAUGCAGGAACUCAUUCCUAGUCAGGUGGUGAACCAUGCUCAGGUGUCGUCAUCCAAGAAAUCAGCGGAACACUUUGUUCGCAGUGAGAAGCAGAUGGAGCAAGGACAGCAGCCAUCCUCUGAUCAGAGGAAUGAGCCAAAGCCUCCCAGCCAGCCGACAACUAUGGGACAUAUUGGAAGGCCUAUGCAGGCACCGCAGGCUCAACAUGGCAUCCAAAAUAUGUCAAACAACCAGCUGGCAAUGGCGGCGCAGAUGCAAGCAGUGCAGGCCUGGGCACUUGAGCGCAACAUUGACCUGUCGUUACCUGCAAAUGCCAAUUUGCUGGCUCAGCUAAUUCCACUCAUGCAAUCUAGGAUGGUUUCACAGCAAAAAUUAAAUCAGAACAAUGCGGGUGUACAGGCAUCUCCAGUUGCAAUAUCAAGGCAGCAAGUUGCCUCGCCUCCUGUCGGAAGUGAAAAUUCUCCCCAUGCUAAUUCAUCAAGUGAUGUGUCUGGGCAGUCUGGCUCUGCAAAAGCCAGGCCGACCGUUUCACCUGGUCCUUUUGGAUCAACUCCAAAUUCUGCAAUAGUUAACAAUACCAACAACAAUCCAGUGCAGCAGUUUGCCGUUCAUGGCCGAGAGAACCAGCUUGCUCAAAGACAGUCGAUUGUGAUUGGAAACGGGAUGCCUCCUAUGCAUCCUCCACAGCCAUCUGUGAGUGCUAGCCAGGGUGUGGAUCAAUCUUUGCUUGUGAAAAAUACCUUAACUGGUGCAGAAGCUGUCCAAAUGCAACACCUCAGGCAGUUGAAUCGAUCAUCUCCUCAAUCUGCAGUUCAGUCAAAUGAUGGGAGCUCGGGGAGCCAGUUAUCAUCUCAGAGUGGACCAGCAAACCAGAUGCCACAACAGCGUUUUGGUUUCACUAAACAGCAGCUCCAUGUUCUUAAAGCACAAAUUUUAGCAUUUAGGCGUCUAAAGAAAGGGGAUGGUACUCUCCCACAAGAACUUCUUCAAGCAAUUGCACCACCGCCCCUUGAAUCGCAGCUACAACAGGUUUGUCUUCCUGCAGGCUCAAUUAAUCAGGAUAGAUCUGCUGGGAAAAAUGUGGAUGACCAUGCAAGGCAAGUGGAUACCAUUGAGAAAGAUCCACAGGCUGUGCCCUCAAGUAAUGGGCAGAAUCUUUCAAAAGAGGAUGCUUUUGUUGGAGAUGAGAAAGCAACUGCAUCAACAAGUCAUAUGCAGGGUAAAACUGCUGCACUGAAGGAGCCUGUAUCAGUGGUAUCUGCUGGAAAGGAGGAGCAACAGGGUACAACAGUUGUUAAGUCAGAGCAAGAAAUUGAACGUGGCAUUCAGAAAACUCCUGUUAGAAGUGAUACAACCAUUGACAGGGGCAAGGCAGUUGCACCACAGGUUUCAGUAUCUGAGGUGGUGCAAGCCAAAAAACCUGUACAGGCAAGUAAUGCAUCCCAGCCAAAAGAUGCUGUCUCAACUAGAAAGUAUCAUGGACCGCUAUUUGAUUUCCCAUUUUUCACUAGGAAACAGGACUCCUUUGGGUCAGCAAUACCUGUUAACAACAAUAAUAAUUUGACAUUGGCAUAUGACCUCAAAGAUCUUCUCUUUGAGGAAGGCAUGGAAGUGCUACACAAGAAAAGGACAGAAAAUAUAAAUAAGAUUGGUGGCUUAUUAACUGUAAAUUUAGAGAGGAAAAGGAUUAGGCCAGAUCUCGUUUUACGGCUGCAAAUUGAAGAAAAGAAGCUUCGACUCUUAGAUCUUCAGGCACGUUUAAGGGAUGAAGUUGAUCAACAACAACAGGAGAUAAUGGCAAUGCCGGACAGGCCAUAUCGGAAGUUUGUUCGGCUUUGUGAACGUCAACGCAUGGAUCUCUCAAGGCAAGUACAGGCCACUCAGAAAGCCAUGAGAGAGAAGCAACUGAAAUCGAUUUUUCAGUGGCGUAAGAAGCUUCUUGAGGCUCAUUGGGCCAUCCGUGAUGCACGGACUGCCCGCAACAGGGGAGUUGCCAAAUAUCACGAGAGAAUGUUGAGGGAGUUUUCAAAACGAAAAGAUGAUGAUCGCAAUAAACGGAUGGAGGCACUGAAGAAUAAUGAUGUAGAGAGGUAUAGGGAAAUGUUGAUGGAGCAGCAGACUAGCAUCCCAGGUGAUGCUGCUGAGAGAUAUGCUGUUCUCUCAUCAUUUUUGACUCAGACAGAAGAGUAUCUCCACAAAUUGGGGAGUAAAAUAACAGCUGCAAAGAAUCAGCAGGAAGUGGAGGAGGCUGCAAAUACUGCCGCAGCUGCUGCAAGAGCACAGGGUCUGUCAGAAGAAGAAGUGAGGACAGCAGCAACUUGUGCUGGAGAGGAAGUUAUGAUAAGAAAUCGGUUCUCUGAAAUGAAUGCACCCAAAGAUAAUUCAUCUGUUAACAAGUAUUAUACACUUGCGCAUGCUGUGAAUGAAAGGGUCAUGAGGCAGCCCUCAAUGUUGCGGGCUGGAAUGUUGCGAGACUAUCAACUUGUUGGGUUGCAGUGGAUGCUUUCUUUAUAUAACAACAAACUGAAUGGGAUUUUGGCAGAUGAGAUGGGUCUAGGAAAGACUGUACAGGUAAUGGCAUUGAUUGCUUAUUUGAUGGAGUUCAAGGGGAACUAUGGCCCACAUCUUAUUAUUGUUCCAAAUGCUGUUUUAGUAAACUGGAAGAGUGAGUUGCAUAAUUGGCUACCAUCUGUGUCCUGCAUUUUUUAUGUUGGUGGAAAGGAUCAGAGGUCGAAAUUAUUUUCUCAAGAAGUUUGUGCAAUGAAGUUUAAUGUCCUUGUGACAACUUAUGAGUUCAUCAUGUAUGAUCGUUCAAAACUUUCAAAAGUUGAUUGGAAGUAUAUUAUAAUCGAUGAAGCACAACGAAUGAAAGACAGGGACUCAGUUCUAGCACGUGAUCUCGACAGAUAUCGCUGCCUGAGGCGCCUUCUUCUCACAGGGACUCCAUUACAGAAUGAUUUGAAAGAACUCUGGUCCCUUCUAAAUCUGCUGCUUCCAGAAGUUUUUGAUAAUCGAAAAGCAUUUCAUGAUUGGUUCUCGCAACCCUUUCAAAAAGAGCCUACUCAUAAUGCGGAGGAUGAUUGGCUUGAAACUGAAAAGAAGGUGAUCAUUAUCCACCGAUUACAUCAAAUUCUGGAGCCUUUUAUGCUUAGACGUCGUGUUGAGGAUGUGGAAGGCUCGCUUCCACCCAAGGUCUCUAUUGUUUUGAAAUGUAGAAUGUCAGCCAUUCAGGGUGCAAUUUAUGAUUGGAUUAAAUCGACAGGGACACUGCGAGUUGAUCCUGAAGAUGAGAAGCGUAGGGUUCAAAAGAAUCCAAUUUACCAGGCUAAAAUAUAUAGAACUUUAAACAACAGAUGUAUGGAGCUCCGGAAAACCUGCAAUCAUCCUUUGCUUAAUUACCCAUAUUUUAAUGAUUUCUCAAAGGAUUUCCUUGUUAGAUCAUGUGGGAAAUUGUGGAUCCUGGAUAGAGUUCUUAUAAAACUCCAGAGAACAGGCCAUAGGGUUCUGCUCUUCAGUACCAUGACAAAACUCCUUGAUAUAUUGGAGGAAUAUUUACAGUGGCGGAGACUUAUCUAUAGACGGAUUGAUGGAACAACAAGUUUAGAAGAUCGUGAAACUGCUAUAGUGGACUUCAACAGUCCUGAUUCUGAUUGCUUUAUAUUCCUUCUUAGUAUUCGUGCUGCUGGAAGGGGCCUUAAUCUGCAGUCUGCUGACACAGUGGUCAUUUAUGAUCCUGAUCCAAAUCCUAAAAAUGAGGAGCAGGCAGUUGCUAGAGCCCAUCGCAUUGGACAGACGAGGGAGGUUAAGGUCAUUUACAUGGAAGCAGUUGUUGACAAAAUCUCAAGCCAUCAGAAGGAGGAUGAAUUCAGGAGUGGAGGUACAGUUGAUAUGGAGGAUGACCUUGCAGGUAAGGAUAGGUAUAUGGGGUCUAUUGAGAGCCUAAUAAGGAAUAAUAUUCAGCAGUAUAAGAUUGACAUGGCAGAUGAGGUUAUCAAUGCUGGACGUUUUGACCAGCGGACAACCCAUGAAGAGAGGCGUUUAACUUUGGAGACAUUACUGCAUGAUGAGGAGAGGUAUCAAGAAACUGUCCAUGAUGUUCCCUCACUGCAGCAGGUAAAUCGUAUGAUUGCUAGGAGUGAAGAAGAAGUUGAGCUUUUUGACCAAAUGGAUGAAGAACUGGAUUGGGCUGAAGAGAUGACGAGGUAUGACCAGGUCCCUAAGUGGCUUCGAGCCAGUUCUAGAGAAGUGAAUGCUACCAUUGCUAAUUUGUCAAAAAAACCAUCAAAGAACAGUUUAUUUGGUGGUAAUAUUGGCGUUGAUAGUGGUGAAAUUCAUUGUGAUUUAUCUUCAAAGACAGAGAGGAAAAGGGGUCGGCCCAAGGGAAAAAAGUUUCCUAAUUAUGCAGAGUUGGAUGAUGAAAAUGGAGAAUUCUCUGAAGCAAGUUCAGAAGAGAGGAAUGCUUAUUCUGUUCGUGAAGAAGAUGGAGAAAUUGGAGAGUUUGAAGAUGAAGAAAUUAGUGGUGCUGUUGGGGCAGCACCAAUGAAUAAGGAUCAAUCAGAAGAUGAUGGUCCAGUUUGUGAUGGUGGGUAUAACUAUCCUCGAGCUUCAGAAAGCACUCGAAACAAUCAUAUACUUGAAGAGGCUGGCUCCUCGGGAUCAUCCUCUGACAGUCGAAGAUUGACACAGAUAGUGUCUCCUAUUUCUUCUCAAAAAUUUGGGUCUCUGUCUGCAUUAGAUGCUAGGCCAGGUUCUCUAUCAAAAAAACUGCCAGAUGAACUAGAGGAGGGGGAAAUUGCUGUAUCAGGAGAUUCUCACAUGGAUCAUCAGCAGUCUGGAAGCUGGGUUCAUGAUCGCGAUGAAGGUGAAGAUGAACAGGUUUUACAACCCAAAAUAAAACGGAAGCGUAGCAUUCGGCUUCGGCCUCGCCAUACUGUAGAAAGGACAGAAGACAAGUCUAGCAAUGAGAAGGCACCUCUCCAGCGAGGAGACUCAUCUCACUUGCCUUUCCAAGUGGACCGUAAAUAUGAAGCGCAGUUGAGGGCUGAUUUGGAGUCCAAAACAUCUGUAGAGUUUCAUGCUUUCAAGCACGAUCAAAGUGAGUCAUCUGUGAAGAGUAGGCGUAUUUUACCUCCAAGGAGAAAUGUCAAUGCCUCAAAGUUACAUGCUUCGCCAAAAUCCAGCAGGUUGAAUUCUGUCCCUGCAGAAGAUGCUGCUGAACACUCCAGAGAAAGUUGGGAAGGCAAAGUUACCACUGCAAGUGGAACUUCUAAUUUUGGCAUAAAGAUGUCUGAGAUCAUUCAGAGAAAAUGCAAGAAUGUAAUAAGCAAGCUUCAAAGGAGAAUUGAUAAAGAAGGUCAUCAAAUUGUACCUUUAUUAACCGAUUUGUGGAAGAGGAGUGAAAAUCCUGGUUACUUGGGUGGGGCUGGGAAUUAUCUCUUGGACAUCCGAAAGAUUGAUCAGCGGGUAGACAGAUUAGAGUACCAUGGAGUGAUGGAUUUUGUGUUAGAUGUGCAGUUCAUGCUGAAAAGUGCGCUACAGUUUUUUGGCUUCUCACAUGAGGUGAGAACUGAGGCAAGGAAGGUUCAUGAUCUCUUUUUUGAUAUCAUGAAGAUUGCAUUUCCAGAUUCAGAUUUUCGAGAGGCUAGAAAUGCGCUCUCUUUUUCUGGGCCAUUAAAUACAACUGCCUCUGCUCCGUCUCCAAGACAGGCAACUACUGGCCAAAGCAAGCGACACAGGCUAAUAAAUGAGGUGGAACAUGACCCAAGCCCUCCCACAAAGCCACUGUCACGUGGGUCGAAUUGCACUGGUGAAGACAUGAGGCCUAGAAGCCAUGUGCCCCAGAAAGAGUCGAGGCUUGGAAGCAGCAGCAGCAGUCGGGAGCAAGUUCAUCAAGACGAUUCUCCACUUCUCACUCAUCCAGGGGAGCUGGUUAUCUGCAAGAAGAGGAGGAAAGACAGAGAAAAGUCAGCAGCAAAGUCUAGGACUGGGUCUGUUGGGCCUGUAUCGCCCCCCAGCAUGAGUCGUAGUAUUAGAAGUCCAGGUCCCAGUUCAAUCCAAAAGGAUAUGAGAUCGAGUCAGCAAACAGUGCCUCAGCAAGGGUGGGCCAACCAACCAGCUCAGCAGCUGAAUGGUGGUGGGAAUGUGAGCUGGGCAAAUCCCGUUAAGAGGAUGAGAACGGAUGCUGGGAAGAGGCGGCCAAGCCAUUUAUGACUUUAAAGGUUAGUGUAUGAUGUAAUGUAAUAGAAAAGGGGAGAAAUAAUGUUGCUAUUACUCUCAUGUGGCAUCAGGUGGGAAUGUAUUAGCGGCCUUUCUGGCCCCAUACUAGUUCAUCGAGCUCAUACUUGCUGUCAAUAUAGUGUAGGCAUUGCCUGCUCAUUGUAUCUUACUGCCCAUUGCAUGAUUUCAGUCUGAUGACUAGCUGCACCUCGCAGGCAUUAUUUUGUUAUAAUGUGCUUCAUUAGAUCAAAGUUUUUGUAAAUUAUAUUUCCAUUUGUAGUUAAUUUUUCCC
Molecule: messenger RNA, 7575 nt
Organism: Malania oleifera
Lineage: Eukaryota; Viridiplantae; Streptophyta; Magnoliopsida; Santalales; Ximeniaceae
Product: ATP-dependent helicase BRM
Exons: 14
Coding region: 486-7277 (2263 amino acids)
Biological process (GO): positive regulation of transcription by RNA polymerase II
Cellular component (GO): nucleus
Molecular function (GO): ATP binding; protein binding; ATP-dependent chromatin remodeler activity
Source: RefSeq, a predicted model, not a curated record